AUGGCCGACGAGUUCAUCACCAUCAUCGGUGAGAUGAUCAAAACUCCUCCAGACCCGAAUGAGCCUAUGCCACUGGCGAAUCAGAAAGGAACCAUGUUCGGCGUUACAAUACCAUUCCACGUGUUAUGCUGGAUCGUGGUUGCCUUUCGUCUUCACACACGUUUGCGAGUUGUUCGCGAACCUGGCCUCGACGAUCUCUUUGUAGUUCUGGCGGCUGUUUUUAACUUGGUAGCUCUUGUAACAUUCCUCUACGGUACUAGAUAUGGCUUGGGCCACCAUCUUAUAGAAGUCUUCGAGAUAUUACAACCGACCAUGAUCUGGCUCUAUAUCACCAAUGCCGCAUAUCACACAACAACCGCAUUCAUCAAGAUCUCGCUACUAUUACAGUACCUGAGAAUGUUUCAGCAAGGCAUCCGUCGUACAGUCUGUAUCGUCCUCCUUGCGUUAGUCGUAACAUGGGGCCUCAUUUUCUCAUUCAUGGCUUGGGUGCCAUGCUUCCCUGUCUCGGGUUUUUGGGACAGGACAAAUGGCGCCAAAUGCUACGGCUUCGGGUAUCGUACGGUCAACGAGGCGAGAUAUUCGGUCCUUGCGUUCGCUGGGACGAAUAUGCUGUUUGACAUUGCGAUCUUUCUGGUACCGCUCACGGAGUAUUUCAGAAAAGAUCUGAGACGGAAGCAGGUCCUCGCUAUGACUGCGUUGUUCGCUCUCGGUUCGAUCGUCGUACUCAUGGCGAUCCUCCGUCUUUGGAGCACCUUCAAGCACAGUCAAAGCGUGACGCAAAGUUUCGAUUUUACGUGGUGGUACCCCGAGGUCCUUAUAAUUUCCUGUCUCGAGGUCGAUUUCGCUAUAAUGUGCGCCUCUAUGCCCAUCUUCUGGCCUACCGUCAUCGCAAACUGGAACAUCUAUGUCACAAACGAAGUGCGCGUUACGCACCACGAACGCCUUGCCGAUGAUAGCCGAGACAAUUUCGAGUUGGUUAGGAACACGUCGUUGAAGAGUAUGGGAAGCGUGGAAGGCUUGACAAGGGUUGGGAGUGAGGAACAACAGGCGGUUUAUAACGGAUUCGAUCCAGAGACGGGUAAAGAUGGGAGAUUUGCUAUCAUGCAAGUAGAAGUACAGCCGCAUGCACAGGGAUCGCGGAGACUCUGA
Molecule: messenger RNA, 1149 nt
Organism: Alternaria atra
Lineage: Eukaryota; Fungi; Ascomycota; Dothideomycetes; Pleosporales; Pleosporaceae
Exons: 4
Coding region: 1-1149 (382 amino acids)
Source: RefSeq, a predicted model, not a curated record